This is a messenger RNA of Sturnus vulgaris (Common starling), 1676 nucleotides long. RefSeq names its product short chain dehydrogenase/reductase family 16C member 5. Gene Ontology annotation, molecular function: oxidoreductase activity, acting on the CH-OH group of donors, NAD or NADP as acceptor. The record is from RefSeq and is a predicted model, not a curated record. Gene Ontology annotation, cellular component: lipid droplet. Lineage: Eukaryota; Metazoa; Chordata; Aves; Passeriformes; Sturnidae.
GGGUGCGGGACAGUCGGGAGCCGGCGAAGAACACUGCCAAAGAACUUGGUGUUUGAAGGUCAACCUCUCCUUUCCUUCAGUCAAUAUCCCACUGCUGCAACAUAUUGUGUUCUGGGUUUGCACAACAGGACAGUGGUGCUUGUAUCUGAGAAAUUAUGUUCAACUUCAGAUGCAUCCAGAAGUUACUACAGUACCUGAAAUUAUUUUUUUUUUUACUUACUGAGAACAUCUUCUGUGUAUUUUCUCUACCCAAAAAAUAUUUUGCUGGUGAAAUAGUGCUUAUUACUGGCUCUGCAAAUGGGAUUGGAAGGCAGGUUGCCUUAAAAUUGGCUCCUUUGGGAGUAACCUUGGUUCUUUGGGACAUUGAUGAUGAAGGUAACAAAGAAACAAGCAGAUUAGCCCAACAAAAAGGAGCCAACCGGGUGUUUGUCUACCACUGUGACUGCAGCAAUAGGGAGAAUGUCUAUGAACAGGCAGACAAGGUUAGAAAAGAAGUUGGGGAUGUUACUAUUCUAAUCAAUAAUGCUGGCAAAAUGAUUGGGAAAAAGUUCUGUGAACUUACAGAUGAAGAUUUUGAAAAUACCCUCAAAACCAACUUCUUUUCUCAAGUCUGGACUCUCAAGGCCUUUCUUCCAGCCAUGGUGGCCUGUAACCGUGGGCACCUGGUUAGCACAGCCAGUGCACCUGGAUUAAUAGGACAAUACAGAGGAUCAGAUUAUUGUGCAAGUAAGAGUGCAAUCAUUGGAAUGAUGGAAGCCAUAAAUUCAGAACUGUAUCAUGGAGGAAAACGUGGCAUUAAAACCACAAUCAUUUGCCCUUAUUUUAUUAGUACUAGGUUAAGCAGAGGCUUCAAAAGCAGAAAACCCUGUUUACUUCCUGUUUAUGAUCCAGAGUAUGCAGCCAGCAGGAUCGUGGAUGCAAUUAAAAAGGAAAAAUUUUAUCUGAUCAUGCCUCCAGCUGUACACUUACUUGGACUCAAAAUUUUCCUUCCUAGAAAAGUAGUGCUAUUCCUCGAGUCUUAUAUUAAGUUCCCUGAGAGCAUGGAAGAAGCUUUUGGUCAGAAGAAAAAGGAUUGAAACAUAAAGUAUUCUGAAGACCUCAAGUGCCAUUUAAUUGAACAUUUUCAGUAAAAUAUAUUUUUAAAUCAUAUUUAUUCCUUGACAAAAAAAUUUACUUCUUUUAUGCUAUUUUAUAUUGGUGAGCAUGACAUUCAAUUCCUCACAACUGUCUUUAUACUUGGCAAUUUUCUGAUAAACUUUUGAAAAACCACUACAAUUUAAAAUUAAUUUGGUAUUACAUCGAGUGACCAAGCAACAGCUUUGCAUGGACUGUACUGUUUUCAGACUGAAACUUCGAUGAGGUAUUCUGUUAGUGUGGAACACAAUUCUGUUAUAAAUCAUGGGAUAAUGAAGACAGGAGGAGUACCUCAUAUAUUCUUGGAAAAUUACAGGCAAAAUAUCUCCAUGUAUUUGGAGAGAAGUCACAUCCAUGUUCUUCAACUGUCUUGAAAUGAAAUUACAACCUAAAGGUCCUAAAGAACAAAAAAAAUUCCCCAAUAGCAGAAGUCUGGAGAUUAGUUACACAAAAUAUGUGCUGGUAUUUAAUCGAUAAAAAUCAAUCCUCAUGUAAAUUUUCAGAAAAUGCUAAUAUAAAAUGUUCAUAAUUUAGAAACAAAU